AUGGCUGCUCUAUCAAUAGGCCAUUUAUGUCCGAUUCCAGAUCAUCAACUCAAUUCCGUAAAAAAAUCAAGAAAAUUCAUCUCAGCUUGUAGCCAAAACCGCGAUCCGUCUAAUGCGAAAACGAAGAAGGAAAGUAAUGAAAAGAAUAAGGGAAUAGUGCAGCAGCUUUAUUUUGGUAUGGAGAAACUUGGAGGGGUGGUGAUGGAUAAUUUGAGUCCAAAGCAGAAGGGUGAUUGGAAAGACAUAACUUUAAUGAGCCUCUCAUUUGCUAACAUCAAGAAGAUUCUUGGAUUGCAGCAUGGUAAACAAUACGACAGCAUCAAAUCACUGAGAUAUGGCCACUUGAUGAUAAUGACUGAUCAGGCUACUCAUAAAAAUGGGGAGAAAAUGUCAUUUUACACAAUGCCUGAGUACGAAUCAUGGAAGGAAAGUUUGGGAGACAGAGCAAGAAGGGGAACAAGCACAGAUAAGGAAGGGAAGGAGUACUUUAAGGAUCUUGAGAAGCACAAGAAAGACUUUGUCUGGGCGGAUGAUCAUGAUGGGGAGGCAAUAGAACUUGCUUUCAGCAAGAAAAAGAUAGAAGCAAGGAAAAAUUGGCUUAGGCAGUUUGAGCCUGGCACUUACCUUGAUCAGGAAGAAAAACUUAUCAAGUAUCGUGAUUUUGUCAACAAGGAACUUAUACUGUUUUCAAUAGCUGAUCUUCAGAGAUCAAUUCCUUCCAUGGUUGAUGGAUUGAAACCUGAGUCCAGUAACAUUAUCGGCAUGGCUCAAAAAUAUGUAGGCUGCAACAACAUAAAUAUUCUGAAACCGAAUGGCCAGUUUGGUACCCGAAAUCAGGGAGGCAAAGAUCAUGCAAGUGCAAGAUAUAUAUUCACUCAGCUUUCUGCCAUUACACGAUUUCUAUUUCCGAAGGAUGAUGACAUUCUACUGGAUUACCAAAAUGAAGAUGGGCAAACUAUUGAACCUACUUGGUAUGUGCCUAUCAUACCAAUAGUUCUGAUAAACGGAAGUGAAGGGAUAGGGAUGGGAUGGAGUUCGCUUGUCCCUAAUUAUAAUCCACGUGACAUAGAGGCUGGCUGA
Molecule: messenger RNA, 1080 nt
Organism: Fraxinus pennsylvanica
Lineage: Eukaryota; Viridiplantae; Streptophyta; Magnoliopsida; Lamiales; Oleaceae
Source: the annotation of a GenBank genome assembly